AUGGGAUGGAAUAUCAAUGAAUUUAAACUCACAUCAGAAAAUAUUACAUCUUUUACAUCUUCUAGAAUAAUGCAAGAGACUAGAGACACCCAUUUAGAAAGAAACAUAAUUGUAACUGAAGAAGAUUUAUUACUAUAUAAAAAACUAAAUAAAGAACAAGAACAAGCGUACAUCACCAUACUUAAUAGAAUAUUCUCAAAUGAACCAGGAGCAUUCUUUAUUGAUGGGCCUGGAGGAACGGGAAAAACAUUCUUAUACCGCGCUUUAUUAGCUACUGUACGAUCAAAGGAAUUUAUAGCUUUAGCCACAACAACUUCUGGUGUUGCAGCUUCAGUGCUCCCUGGAGGACGAACUGCUCACUCACGUUUUAAACUUCCUAUUGAUGUAGGUGAAAAUUAUUGUUGCAAUAUAAGUAAACAGAGUUCACUUGCAUUUUUAAUUCAAGAUGCAAAACUGAUAGUAUGGGAUGAAGUAUCAAUGGCUAGGAAAAAACUUGUUGAGACUUUUGAUUCACUCUUGAGAGAUCUUAUGGGUAUAAAUACACUAUUUGGUGGAAAAGUCGUAGUUUUUGGAGGCGAUUUUAGACAGACUUUACCUGUUGUGAAAAACGGAGCAAAAAAGGAUUUCAUACGUGAAUGUUUAUUGUAUUCAAAUAUCUGGGAUCAUCUUCAAAAAUUCCGUUUGACACAAAAUAUGCGUGCACGCAAAGAUCCUACAUUUUGUGAGUAUUUACUAAGAAUUGGAGAUAGAAGAGAAGAAGUUAAUGAACAUGAUAAAAUCGAGGUUCCAAAAUCAUUUCUUAUUUCUUUUACGAAUGAGAAAGAUUCAUUAAAUAUUUUAUUCAAAACUGUUUAUCCCAAUCUAGAGAUGCUCAUGUCUGAUACAUCCUCUGUAACAUCACGUGUUAUCUUAACGACCAAAAAUGAUUUCGUAAACGAAAUUAAUCAGAUGUUCAUAGAUGAAUUUCCCACAACUGUUGUGACAUUCAUUGGAAUUGAUGAAACUAUAGAGCCAAAAGAUCAAAACCAAUUUGAAGAUUUCCUCCAUACUUUGAAUCCUACUGGUUUGCCUCCUUAUAAGUUAGUUCUAAAGCAAAAUUGUCCAGUUAUACUACUACGCAAUUUAAAUCCUUCUGAAGGUUUAUGCAAUGGUACACGCUUAAUUUUGUUCUGA
Molecule: messenger RNA, 1173 nt
Organism: Lycium barbarum (goji berry)
Lineage: Eukaryota; Viridiplantae; Streptophyta; Magnoliopsida; Solanales; Solanaceae
Product: ATP-dependent DNA helicase pfh1-like
Exons: 1
Coding region: 1-1173 (390 amino acids)
Biological process (GO): DNA repair; telomere maintenance
Molecular function (GO): DNA helicase activity
Source: RefSeq, a predicted model, not a curated record